Gongylonema pulchrum is the source of this 1065-nucleotide messenger RNA. The record is from the annotation of a GenBank genome assembly. NCBI's taxonomy places the organism in Eukaryota, Metazoa, Nematoda, Chromadorea, Rhabditida, Gongylonematidae.
UUGCAGCUCUUCGUAUCUGGUGCAUACUGUGAGCAACCCAGUGAGCUGUCCGGCGAUUGGCUUCAGUUUGUCAGCGACCCGCGAUCCAAAGGAACAAUCUUGUUGGCAUUUGGCACAAUCCUGAAUUGGCAGAAAGCUCCGCCAGAGAAACGUGAGGCAUUUGUGGGCGCACUGAACCAGCUCACUGAUUAUCGAAUUGUUUGGUCCUAUAAUGGGCCGAAGAUCGAUGUUGCGCAACAUAUCAAACUUGCCAGAUGGGUACCACAAAUGGAACUGCUUUAUGAUACUCGUACAAAAUUGUUUCUUACGCACGGAGGAUUGAAAAGGUUAAGCAUUUUGAAACUUCUCUUUGUAUCUGGCGCAUACUGUGAGCAGCCCGGUGAGCUGUCCAGCGAUUGGCUGCAAUUUGUCAGCGAUCCGCGAUCCAAAGGAACAAUCUUGUUGGCAUUUGGCACAAUCUUGAAUUGGCAGAAAGCUCCGUCAGAGAAACGUGAGGCAUUUGUGGGCGCACUGAACCAGCUCACUGAUUAUCGAAUUGUUUGGUCCUACAAUGGGCCGAAAAUCGAUGUUGCGCAACAUAUUAAACUUGCCAGAUGGGUACCACAAAUGGAACUGCUUUAUGAUACUCGUACAAGACUGUUUCUUACGCACGGAGGAUUGAAAAGUGUUAAAGAAGCGGCAUGUGCCUCGAUGCCGACUAUUUUUAUGCCGAUGUUUGCUGAACAAACUCGUAAUUCAUGGCUUGCAUGGAAUCGCGGUUAUGGCAAGUUGCUCAACAAAGUUAAUAUUACUGCUGAGUCUCUUUUGCACACAAUCCGGGAAAUGCUCGAAAAUACAAAAUACAAAGAGAAUGCGCUCAAGUUCCGCCGCUUCUAUGAUGAUGUAUCUCCAAUUUCUGCCAUCGAAGGAGGCGCGUUCUGGAUCGAACGACUGCUGAAGUAUGGUGGACGGAUGCCGAAUUAUUUUUAUACAAGGUCUACACAACUGAGCUACACUGUCUACCUUAAUCUCGAUCUUAUCAUAUUUAUCCCUGGUGUUUUUGUUUUGUUGUUGUUAGUGAGAUAG